Molecule: messenger RNA, 627 nt
Organism: Priceomyces carsonii
Lineage: Eukaryota; Fungi; Ascomycota; Pichiomycetes; Serinales; Debaryomycetaceae
Exons: 1
Coding region: 1-627 (208 amino acids)
Molecular function (GO): protein binding
Source: RefSeq, a predicted model, not a curated record
AUGUCAGUUGUAACAAGUAAUGAGAGGCAAUUUGUCUCCACCUACUUAGAGUUAAUAAACUUAUCACAAGAGGUUGAUCCAAGUAAAUUCUAUUCAAGUGCAGACUACUAUAAAAUAGAUUCUUUGGGUCCAACAUUACCUCAGAUGAAUGUUAACUUGCCAAAAGCAAAGCAGCUGAUCGAUACGAAGUCUAUGAUUACAUUAAAGUUCGUUUCAAUAAAGCCUCCAUAUAAAUUCAUAUCACAAUUGACUGAAGUCCCGUUGUCAAGCACUGUCUAUUCCGUGAAAAAGAGUUUGAUAGCUGAUCAACUCAAAAAUGAAGAAAUAACACCGUCUAACAUAAAGUUAUUGCUCAAAGGCAAAGUUAUUCAAGAUACAUCAUUACUUUCAUCGCUUCCUGUAACGGAUGAUGAGAUGGCAUUUAAAGUAAUGAUAAGUGCUCCGGUUCCAUCAGCAAGUACGCCAAAAAGUACAACACCAGAGAGUGAAGAUCCUGAUGUUAGUGAGCCCAUUACAAUUCUGGAUAUUACAUGGAACAAAAUAUAUGAAAUCUUGAAAUCAGAUUUAGGUAGUGACCUGAAAGCAUCUGAUGCCUUAAGUAAAUUAAAAGCUAAUUGGGCAAAGUAA